UCGAUCUAAUUUGAAUUUACCGCGAUUUCAAAGAGUAAUAACUCUGUCAAGUGAAAGCAGACGUGUUUAUAUUUCCGGUCAAAGUGAAAGUGCUUGGGAAAUGUCACGAAAUGAGCCAAACUUCCACAGCAACAUCGAUAAGUAUACCACCAGAAAUUGCUCUUUAUCAAGAUCAUGAAUUCUUAGAAGAUAUUGAACGUGUUGAUGAAUUAUAUUUCUCCAAACUUAUCGCUUCAAAUUUAGACGCGCGCGACAAACAGUUUUGUGACUUAUCCAGUGACAGCGAGACACAGGCAAGUGAUGAUGACAUUUUCAAUUAUGAUUCCGAUUCUGAAUGUGAAAAUAACAACAAUGAUGGAGAUGUUUAUGUACCACAUGAAGUUAAUGAUACGGACAUUAAGGAGUAUAUAAUCUGAUCGAAAUUUCAAAAUGACACUUGCAGUUGUAAGGAGUUUUAUGGAAUGCCAUGUAGCACAAAAAUUGACUUUGAAUCAGGAUGUGAAUUCCGUGAUCAGUCUUCAAUGUACUAGAGAGGAACUUGACACUAUUAUUAAGGCAGAGUUAUUUGCACACAGACGGUCUGGUUCUGGAACACAGGCCAAGAAACACAGAGAGAAAAAACGAGAAAGACCAUUUCAAGAAUAUCUCUUUAAUGGCCACAGAGUGUGUCGUACAACAUUUUGUUUUGUACAUGCUGUUGAAAGGAAGAAGCUACAUAAAAUUGCCAGAUCUCUGGAUACAGAUGGAUUUUUACCUAGAAAACAUGGUAACAGUGGCAAAGCACCACAUAAUAACUUAACAAUGAGGGAUCGGGAGCGGAUUAAAACAUUCCUUACCAAGUAUGCUAGUGACCAUGCACUGCCACUACAGUUCGACUGCUAAAUUACAAAUCAGAGAAAGUUCUUCUUCCUUCAGAAACAACAACUGCUGAUAGUCAUGCUCUAUAUGAGAGACUAGCAGAAGAAAUGAGCUUCAGAAGUCUACAUCUAAUGACUUUCCAGAGAACGUGGCACGAGUUAUGUCCAUACAUUACUAUUAUGAAACCAUGCACUGACCUCUGUCAACUUUGUCAGAUUUUUCCCAUAAAUUUUAUAUGGUUUCAAACAUGAAUGAUGAGGAAAAAAGUGGAAUCCUGUCCAAGUACACUCAACAUGUAUCAGAGACAAAACAGCAAAGGGACUAUUACAGACAACAAUGUACCCUAAGUAAAGAAACAUUCUUUCCUUACCAGAUGAAUCGAAACAGGCAGGAAAUCCACCAUGCUAUGUGGACAUGCACAUGCAUUAUUCUUGGGAUUAUGCACAACAGGUCCAUUUCCCUCAUCAUGCCCAGCAAGUGGGACCCAUAUUUUUCAAGACACCAAGGAAGUGUAAUGUGUUUGGUGUGUGUUGCGAGGGUUCAGAAAGGAAAGUGUUCUAUUUGAUUGAUGAAGCUGAGAACACUGGGAAGGGUGCAAAUUCUGUCAUUAGUAUGGCUCACCACUUCUUUCAACACCAUGGCCAUGGAGAGAAAAUAGCCUCCAUACAUUUUGACAAUUGCAGUGGACAAAACAAAAACAAUUUAAUCAUAUGGUAUGGACUAUGGAGAGUUCUUGUUGGACUCCAUAUAAUUGUGGAAUAUUCCAUGAUGGUCGCAGGACACACCAAGUUUGAUCCAGACUGGCAUUUCGGAGUCUGGAAAGUGAAGUGGCGUUCAUCCACUGCUGAAACAAUGAAUGAGAUUGCAGAAACAGUCCGUCAUUCAUCCCGGCGAGGGCAUAGCAUUCCUCAGCUUGUGUCCGAUCCACAAAAACCUGUGAAAUUUAGUGAUUGGAAGUCAUUCCUACAGCGUUAUUUUAAACCUAUGAAAAAUAUUAGAGGUUAUCAUCAUUUCCGAGUGAAUGCUGAUACUCCUGGUGUUGUGGAAUGUAAGGAGGUCUGCAAUGCUGUCCCUGUAUGUGUGAAUCUCUUGAAAGAUCGAAACAUCCUUCCCUCCAUAGAUGAUCCUCUGCCCCAAGAGAUUCUAGCACCUGGUCUUGAGCCUAGGAGACAAUGGUAUCUGUUUGAGGAAAUCCAUGAACAUUGUCGGUCCCCUAAUGCGAAAGACACAUCAUGUCCGAAACCAGUGGUACCUAAAAAGGAGAUGACAGUCGAUCCUUCCGCUGCCACAUCACACAUGGGGAAAAGGAAAUCUUUACUCCUUAGAUGAUUUAUGAUACAUGUAAUGUGUGAUAUAAGCAGUAUAUAAUGUUAAUGAAAGUGCAUUUUAAUGCAAGCAUGUAUUCAUCUAUUGAUAUUAAUUAUUUAUUUUACAUAGUUGUCUGUUUUCGUGAUGUUUGUUUUGCAGUUGAUACUUGUACAGAUUUGUAAAUUUUUAGUUGUGCUCAUUUUUACUGGAAUAUGAUAUUUUGUCUACAUGUAAACAUCUUGUAGGAAUGACUAUAUAAUUUCAAUUUUCAUGUAACUUGCAUGUAAUUCUUAUUCAAAUGUUCAUUGUUUACUUGUUUUAAACAUUCAUUGCUUGUUUUUUUGUGGAAAUAAAUGUUUCUACUUAUCUUAUUAUUUCAAAUGAAAACUGAUGUUUUUGUCUUCUUCAUUGAGGUCUAAAAUGAAGUAUUAAACAGACAAUGUAGUCAUGGUCAUUUUUGAAACUUUUUCUACCUCUUGAAAAAAAAAUGGUGAUUUUUAACUGUUUUAACUAAUUUGGAAUGAAAUCAAUAAUUGACUGAUUGUAAGUGAAUUUCAAUGUAUGAAAAUGUCAAAUGGGCUACUAGUAAUUUAAGAAAUCUUAGAUUGUUGAAAAUGAUUGUAUUGUUCAUUUGUUGACAACAGUCUCCUUAAAUUAUAGUCAGCCUUAUGAAUUCCAUUGUCAUAAUAACUCAGAAACAUGGUUUAUACAAUAGAUUAUUUGAUCUUUUCUGACAGUUUUAAGCAGGGAUUAAUAAAUAUUUAAAGCUUAAAUAAAAAAUGACUCUUUUAGUAUUGACUGAUAGUUGUAAAUACGUCAGAACGAAUGAUGACAUUAUGAAUCUUAAUGGAUGCGUUGUAUAUAUAGGACUAUAUCUUCUUUAUUUUUAGAGAUAUUUAAAUGAUUUUUUCUGUAUUUGUUCUUCAAAGUAUUCUGGUUAUAAAGAAGCAAAACAAAUAAA
This is a messenger RNA of Ostrea edulis (European flat oyster), 3127 nucleotides long. RefSeq lists its product as uncharacterized. The record is from RefSeq and is a predicted model, not a curated record. The transcript is spliced from 4 exons. Bases 1273 to 2187 code for a protein of 304 amino acids. NCBI's taxonomy places the organism in Eukaryota, Metazoa, Mollusca, Bivalvia, Ostreida, Ostreidae.